AAGGGAAGCUAACAGCUGGAGGCUCCGGUCCAACUAGCCGAGCUUAACUAGCCGACACAGACGGGCGGGAGCCAGGCCAAAACAGUCGUCUUCUCCACAUUCAGCCGACCGAUGUUACAUCUAUAGUAAACAUGGAUUUCGACGCGUUAUUCAACGAGAGAACGUUUCAGUUUUCGGACUUCCAGGAGUUCACGUUUCUACCUGGACACCAGAAGUUGACUGAGAGGGUGAGAAAGCGGCUGUAUUAUGGCCUGGACACAGACGUUUCUUUAGAUGCCCUCUCAUGCCCUGUGACAGAUAUUGCCGUCGAAAUCUUCCAGAAGUCUGCCCCAAGCCCGAUACGAAAGCUUCAGAAGAAGUAUGCUGCCCAUGUUUCCAGGGAGGCCUGCAUCUCUCCUUGUGCCAUGAUGCUGGCUCUAGUUUACAUAGAAAGGCUCCGACAUAGAAACCCAGAAUACCUUCAAAAGAUCUCCUCCUCUGACCUCUUCCUGAUCUCCAUGAUGGUUGCCAGCAAAUACCUGUACGACGAAGGUGAAGAAGAAGAAGUUUUCAACGACGAGUGGGGGGCAGCCGGAAAGCUGGACGUCAAAACUAUCAACACCCUGGAGAUGAACUUCUUGAAUGCCAUUGAGUGGAGCCUCUUCACGGAGCCAAAUGACUUUUUGGAUAUUCUUAGUCAGUUGGAAACCAGCAUCGCAGAGCGGCAGGGGAUGAAACGUGGUUGGUUCACCUACACCGACCUCUGUGUGCUACUGGAGCAAUCAGCAUGGAGUCAAGCACUCACAGCCAUUUAUCAGCACUUUAUCAAGGUCUCCUGUAUGCUCGGCCUCGUCUAUCUGACCAGUGUAGCCGGUCUGAUCGCCACCAGCGCUGUGCUGCACCAGCUCAGUCUCUCCAGAAGCGGCCACUCUCUACUUCCACCUCCAGUUGAGAUUAGCCCUGCCCACCUUGACGCCCCAAACCUGAACUCAGACGCUCCCUCUGCAGCCCAACGCGAACCUGGUUGUGUUCUGGCCAACAAGAGUCUGAACCGACUGACCGGGGGAAUCGACCAGCAGCACACCACCUCAAAUCCCCCGUCUGCCCCCUCGCAGACGUCUAUAUUGUGUCUCUGGGGGUCCCUCCUCGCAUCUAUGGGUCACACACAUCCUGAAACUGAUUCUGACAUGGACUCUGCCCAAACCUGGUCUCCUGUCUCGUAUCUCUGCCCUGGCUGUCUUGCAACCCUCCCUCCUCUUCAGUGUGGACUCACAAACACUUCAUCGCUCGUCACUCGCGGCCCCUUCGAUAACAAUCAGCAUCCUACUCCGUGGAUCGCCUCCAGCUUUAUCGGAGGGGCAGAAUCAAGCAUGAACUCUCGCCUUGGGGUGUUUCCUCCCGUACAGCUGGGACCCUGCCACCCUGAGUCUGUGUUACCGGUCAACAAAGCCCAGGCUCUUCUCAUGCCCGGCUAGAGAUCAGCACUCUCUCCUGCUGUCCACCUGUAAACGCAGAGUCUGGAAAGUUAAACGAGCUCCACUUCUAUGAUUCAUCCGGUCAUGUUUCUGUUACUUUUUCCAGAGCGAGAUUACAGGUGCAAAGAGGGAGAGACAUCAGGUGUGUGGGAGACAUCACAGGGUGGAAAAUCACUUCACAAGUUCACAACUCCAAAAUAAAUUUGCCAUAAGCAAAAUUCCACAGUGAUCAGUUGAUCUACAGCUUGAGGUGGAAGCUGAAGGAAAUUUUAGUUCUUUUUUUUUCUUGGCUGCAAACUGAGUGGUGUGCUUCAAAGCAAGAUAAAGGGUUAGCAUGAAGGUAGCUCUCGGAACAGCCUUACCUGGUAAGUACAGGUUAUGUUCAGAGUUUUUUAUUUUAAGAAGCCGCUUUCCCACUUCAGUUCUUCUCCUGACAAAAAUUAAAUGAGUGAUAUACAUUCUUAACCGAGAACAAAAAAAAAAUCCUCUAAGUUUCUAACCACAAAGUAACCGUGGUUACUUCUCCAAACACAAUGGUGUAGCAACGGCAUGCAAUAACAGUAAGCGUCAUGUAGCUGGUUAUUGCAUUCAGUCAGUUAUGUUAGAAAUCUGAGCUCUGCUCCAGUCGUCCUUCUCUUCUAAUAUUUGCUGCAGGUCAAAGUAACUCUUGAGAUUUCACUCAGAAAUGAUUGAAGGAGAUUUAAUUAAGAUUAAGAGAGACACACGGAGGCUGCUUUGAGUUGUAAAUUUACUAAUUUACUCUAAAAGUACAUUUCUGCCAGCUUCUCCUUCUUGGCUUAUUUGCAGAAUCAAUCGUUUUGUAAUCGUUCAUGCUGUUCAUGACAACAGCCUGACUGAAGUAGGCAUUAGGUUGUCUAAAUAAUCGAACCUCGUGUUUUGAAGCGAAACAAUCUCUAAUAUUUUAAUGAUUGUGUCGCAAAGAGCCAAAACUUGAGACGGAGCACUGUGUAAACUGCUCGAGAACAUCGCCCUCGUUUUGGUACCCACACUUAGACAAUAUGUGCGGGAGUUUGCCUGCAUUUUUUGUUAAUGAAGAAGAAAUGACCCAAUGUUGGGUGCCUGGGACUUCUAUUGUUGAUGCGAUGGUAUUGAAACUCAUCAAUAUCAUUAGAUUUUUACUAGAAUCCUAUCAAAGGUUAAGCGUCAUGAGCCUCCUUUCAUGGGAACAGGAACAGUUCGUGGGUUAAAAAGGAAGUUUAUGACUGUCUCUAUGAAAACAGAAAUCUCAGACUGAAGCUUUCAGUUUUGUCCAGCCGGCUAAAAAAAAAAAGAGUGCCUCGUUCUAAUCUUGCUUCGUGGUACACCUCUCAGUUAUGCUCCCAACAUUUAUCCUUUUCUUUUUGAAAGUUCGGACCUGUAUGCCAGGACGAAGGGCUCUUCUUUGCUGAGUGUGUUUUUUUUUUUUUUUUAAAGUUGUGAAGCUGCGUGGCUCGUUAUGAAACAUUAAAGUGUGUGGAGGUUUAACAGAAUAUCUGAAUGAACGGUGAAAGUCUCUUUGUAAGUUGUUGUUUUUUUUUCAUGAUGGGGAUUUGCGAGGAAGAAGGGACUUAACCAGUUACCUGUGUUUACUUAAGUUUGGUUGUGUUUUUCUAACUCGCACACGAGGAACUCUUCAGCAGAUAUAAGUCAGACACACAGCAAGCACUGAUUUUAUGCACCAGAUCCUUUUUUACUGUUUGCAUUUAACCUCAACCCUGUCUUGAUAAUGCAGAAGUUAUCUUCAUACCUCAGUGUAACGUUCACCUCUUAUUCUGAGCAUUUUAUAGCCAAAAUCUUUCUACUUUUCUUUCUAUCGUCUGGUUCUUCCUGAUUUUGUUUUGAAACUGAUUUCACAUGAGUCCAACUUUGUGUAACCGGGUGAAGUUUGGCCAAAGUUUCUCAUGGUGUGUUUGGUGAAGUCGGGGGUUCCUGGUUGGUGUUUUUGAAGUGAGGGUUUAGAAUAUGACAUGCUAAAGGCUCAAGCAGCGUGUUUGCUUUUUAUUUGCACAUUUGGCUGCAUUGUUUUUUUUUGUUGUUGGUUUGCUACAGGACAUUUCACUCCGUUAUUAAUGCAAGUAUCGGUUACUUUUAAACACCAAACAAUGUCACUUCUUUAUAUAUCCACAGUUACACUCAGUCUCCAAGACAUUCACUCGUUUAUAACCGACUCUUUGGACAAACCGCUGUGAGCAUCUGGAUUUGAUACGAUUUGAAAGUCCUUUCAUUUUUGUACAUGGUGUAAAAAGCGAAUAUUGUACAAAUCUGUAGAGCUAAUAAAGAAUGCAUUUCUUUCUGAUA
Molecule: messenger RNA, 3752 nt
Organism: Labrus mixtus (cuckoo wrasse)
Lineage: Eukaryota; Metazoa; Chordata; Actinopteri; Labriformes; Labridae
Gene: cnppd1
Product: cyclin Pas1/PHO80 domain containing 1
Exons: 8
Coding region: 132-1454 (440 amino acids)
Biological process (GO): regulation of cyclin-dependent protein serine/threonine kinase activity
Cellular component (GO): nucleus; cyclin-dependent protein kinase holoenzyme complex
Molecular function (GO): cyclin-dependent protein serine/threonine kinase regulator activity; protein kinase binding
Source: RefSeq, a predicted model, not a curated record